AGUCUUCUGAUCCACCUAAGAGCAUAUGGUGUUUUUCACAAAAGGGAAGAGAGAUCAUCUUCUUGACUUUGGACUUUGCUUACGGAGCCCCUGAACAGGACCGAGGUUGCUAAGAGACCACCUGUGCUGAGUGCACUUUGUUCUGGCCAGAGUUUACGGAGAGAACACCAAGGAGCAGGGCUACCUACCACUACCUGGGAUUAAGCCAGAUUGGAAGAUGGCAAUUUCACUGAUGCCAAAAGAAAUGAUGGGAGCAAGAGCAUUCUGGAUAAGAUGUGUAAAAACUGGAUAUUAAUGUCUACUACUAUUCCCGCAAGUCCAGAAGAUGAAAUUAUUGGAAGACUUCUAAAAAUUUUGUUUGUUCUCUUUGUCGACUUUAUGUCUAUUAUAUAUGUCAUUGUAACUUCCUAAAGAGCUGAAUUCCCUUGCUUUACAUGUAAAUUUCACAUUAAUUCCACUGAAUAA
Molecule: messenger RNA, 465 nt
Organism: Ailuropoda melanoleuca (giant panda)
Lineage: Eukaryota; Metazoa; Chordata; Mammalia; Carnivora; Ursidae
Gene: MRLN
Product: myoregulin
Exons: 4
Coding region: 274-411 (45 amino acids)
Source: RefSeq, a predicted model, not a curated record